AUGCUUAGGGAAACCCAGCAGGAGAACAUGCUGCUUCGUGAAAUCCUGAAUUCUCGAGGCGUUGCUUUCGAGGUCGAGCUGCAGCAACGAAAGAAUGCGAUCGCAAUGGGGGGUGGACCUUCGCAUGGCGCGCGAGGCAUAAGUCCCAGCUACUCGAUCGCUCAUUCGGGAAGUCCUUAUGGCACUGCUAUACCACCUACAGCUCCUCCGUCACAGUCUGGUCUAGGGGAUUUCAAUCCAGCUGGAUACACUAACGGUGCCCACAAUAUCAUGUCAGGACACUCACCCACUGCACCAAACAACAGUUCUCCGGGCACCACACACCACAGUCACUCGCCACCUGAGAUGCAGGAAGUAGGAGGUUCGCACGAUAUUGCCAUCACAGAUGCACCCGGCAUUUUCGAAAAGGAACCUCAACUUGGCAUAGACUUUAUCCUUGCUCUAGAAGAGACAUGUCGCGAUCAUAGCGAGUACCUCGUCCGGCGGUCGAUGAACUCGCCUAAUGACCCGGAUGAAGCAUUGUUCUCUGGCCACGCAUUGAUGGCAUCUGUUCCACCACCUAGCCACAUCGACAGAACACCACCUCAGAAAGGAGGAUUACAGCCUACGUAUCCUCAUCAAGCACCGCAAGCCUCAAUACACGCACUGCAGACGCUCUUGAAUCUCAGCAGAGUUAUCAAAUCAGAAGGUUAUGUUGAAGGUGGACAAGUCACCCCUAUCAUGGCUCUCCAGUCUCUGAGGGGUCAUUACAACUAUCAUUCCUUAACAAGAGACGAUGUGGUUGGCAUGAUUGACGCGAUCAGGAACAAAGUAAGAUGUUACGGUUUCGGCGCAGUGAUGGAGGACUUCGAGUUACGAGACGCUCUUGCUACCAUAUUUGCAACUAAACCUGAGGCUUAUGAGUCUUUCGGUAACGAUAUGACUAGCGAGAUUGAGGAGAUGUAUUCUUGA
Molecule: messenger RNA, 951 nt
Organism: Lithohypha guttulata
Lineage: Eukaryota; Fungi; Ascomycota; Eurotiomycetes; Chaetothyriales; Trichomeriaceae
Exons: 2
Coding region: 1-951 (316 amino acids)
Cellular component (GO): RNA polymerase II transcription regulator complex
Molecular function (GO): DNA-binding transcription activator activity, RNA polymerase II-specific; transcription cis-regulatory region binding
Source: RefSeq, a predicted model, not a curated record